ACGCCCUCACACUACGGUGAGCUUCCAACAUUAGUGGUUUUCGCGCGCUUUUCGCGUUCACUUGCCUUUGUACGUUUUGGCUAGAACACAACGGUUGUACGUGCGAAUUUUAGUGCAUCGUUUUUUUUGCGCAAUCUUAUUUUGAAUUUGGUAAAUUUUGAUACAUUUUUAUUUUGAAUUUGGUAAAUUUUUAUAAUUGAUUCACGAAUGUUUGCCUCAAGAUGUCAAUUGUGUUUAUCUUUCUAAUUCUUAAUUUGAUUGGAACACUGAGAGCCCGCCAGCCGGACAUAGACAUCAACAGAAUACAACUUUUACCGAAAGAGGGGUUUCACAAUCGACCAGCAAAUUAUCACAGUCGUCGUUCCAUUAUAACAGAUCACAACAGAAGAAAUGAUUAUGACUAUUAUAGCAGCGGGCUCUCCAAGUUACGGCCGACGGUGCACUUUCGGUACGAUGCCUCGCCACUUACCGAAGAGAAGGCGGGUAAAGUGUACCAACCAAGAGAAGACCCGCGGCUCUUCUAUCAGUCUGAUGCAUAUAUUAAAGAAACUAAUAGGAAAAACUUAAACAAUCAAGUAUCCUCAAUAUACCUCGGACGGGGAGUAGUGCGCGCGGACGAAGUCAAUAAUAGAAGAUCGUUGCCAAUUCGUUUGCGAGAUAAUGAGCUGAACAGCAUCGAUGAAGAUUGCGUGCGUUGUCCUCCUGACAGGACCUUAAUUACCAAACCAGGUGUUGAUCGUGCUAUGCUACAAUACCCAAGAAUAUUGACUUGUUCGGGAAGAAAGGCCCCAAGACACGUUCGUUUCGUUCACAUGUACGGGCCUAAAUUCGGUUCUUUGCUAAAAGAGGGCUCACACAUGAUCGUCGGACGAAUCACGCAUAAAGACGAAAUUCUCCAAACAUGUAAAAUGCAGAUACACGUUCUGGUACAAUCUUGUUCCGUACCCAAGUAUUUAGUGCCUCAUUGUGAAUCCGAAAAUAAAGUGUGCAACUUUACAUGUCGUGAUCCUAAAGCGGAAUUACGAGGACAAAGGACACUAACAUGUGGUGACGACAUGAGGUGGUCGGGACAUUUGCCUGUCUGUAACCCUCGCACGUGGUGCCAGCCACCGCCGCCCCCGGAACACGGUCGUAUCAGUUGCAAAGGUAUGACGUCACCGAAUGGUUGGGGGCUCAAUGAUGGCGCCAUUUGCAGAGUAAGAUGUGCUCGCGGUUGGAAAUGGACUUCCCGGUCUAUGGCAGUGUGCAGACGUGGCUCUUGGACUUUCCACCUAGGAUGCUCACCCAGGCGUGCGAAAUAG
Spodoptera exigua (beet armyworm) is the source of this 1301-nucleotide messenger RNA. NCBI's taxonomy places the organism in Eukaryota, Metazoa, Arthropoda, Insecta, Lepidoptera, Noctuidae. The record is from the annotation of a GenBank genome assembly.